Gryllus bimaculatus (two-spotted cricket) is the source of this 5080-nucleotide messenger RNA. The record is from the annotation of a GenBank genome assembly. Lineage: Eukaryota; Metazoa; Arthropoda; Insecta; Orthoptera; Gryllidae.
GGGCGACAGUAUACGUACUCCGAGAAGCACGUCGAAAUGUAGAUAAUAGCAUUUCCAAGUUUGCUAUGGAAUUAAUUCCGGCGUAGCUAUCUUUGUUUGUGCGUUUAGAAGAUCUCUCAGCUUUGUAGUAUUACCCAUAUGUAAAACCCUUUAUCCAUUUUUUCAUACCUACAAAUAAAUGUCAAUAUUCACUUGCUUUUCUUGUAAUUGACAAUAGUGUACUAGAACUGAUAACAUGAAGAGUGACAGCUGGUAGAUAUGUAACGAAACGCUCCAAUAUAUUUAAAUGUUAACGUCAGAUUCAUCCAUUGGCCGGAAAUUCAGAAUGGCUUGUGAUUGGAAAUGUGGUGCUGUCUUAUUUAUGGUAUUGUUAGUGAACAUCGUUGAACAAAGUUCUGGGCAGCCCCGAGAACUAGACCCCCAAUGGACAUAUGUUUGCCCUACAAUUUACCCUACAGUUUUUACUGGGUUUGCACCUCGUGGCAAUAAAACUGCUGGAACAUAUAAGAAAAAAGAUAAAGUUCACACUCUAGAUCAGUGCAUUAUGACUUGCUGUAAGGACGAUUAUUGCAAUGUUGUCUUCAUGCAUGAUACCUCGUGUUACCACAUUUUCUGCAGCAGCAAUGAAAUGUGUGCUCCUGUUUUCCGUCCAGAAGCUCAGUUUGGAGAACAUGUAAACAUGGUUCUGGUACGGGCAACAUCACCAGGAGAAGCAUGGAGUGAUGUUUUGGAUCUUGCUUCACCAGAUGAUGAUGUAGUGAGAGAUAUGUUAAUGGAGGCAAGCGAGAGCCACUACCCUUUGUUUGGGGAUCCCCAGGGUUGCGAAGUAGGCAUUAUCAUUGACUGCCCUGUGCAUGAAACAUGUGAGAAGGUCAACACCCAUUCGCGAAAUGGCAGGUGCAAGUGUGAAGUUGGCUAUCAACGCAACGGAACAGGACACUGUGUUCUCGCCUUCAAUUCUACACAACCCACUACCAGCCGUGAGCCACCUACACAAGAUCCUGCAGUUCCAAUGAAGAUGUAUUCUGAGGGUGAUUCUGGUGGGUCCAGAACUUUGGCGGGGACUGAGGUAUCAUCUGCCCAGCCUCUAAAGCAGUUGACAGUUUCUGCUAUAUCAAAAGUAGUACGGCUUCCUGAGAAUGAAGUAACGUUGCCCACUUUCACAGUUCCUGCUGAACAGCCUGGGGAGCAUUACAAAUAUGAAUGGACUUUGUUGUCACAACCCGACGGUGUGAACAGUGGAACAAUGAAUGAUAAAAAUGGUGGAACUCUGAAGCUUAGCAACCUCAUAGAAGGCCUGUAUAUGUUCAAAGUUAGCGUCUCUGCACCUGGUGCCUAUGGAGAAACUUACGCGAAUGUUACCGUUUUACCUCCUAAGCGUAUAAACCAACCUCCAAUUGCCAUCAUCACUCCUCCGUCUCAAACAGUCAAGCUCCCGAACACAGGUGCUGUCCUUGAUGGUUCCAACAGCAAGGACGAUGACAGCAUCAUUAGCUGGCACUGGGAGUUGCAACAGGGUCCUAUUGGGUAUCAGCCACACCUAGUUGAUACUCCCACCCUGCAGCUGGACAACUUGCAGUUGCCUGGAAACUACACCUUUAAAUUAACUGUUGAAGAUUCAGACCAUGUUUCCAAUUACACGACUGCCAAUGUUACUGUUCUUAAAGUGACAGACUAUCCUCCAGAAGCCAAUGCAGGGCAAGACAUCAUCAUUUACUUGCCGCACAAUAACCUUACGUUAAAUGGCAACCUGAGCACUGAUGACAGGGGUAUUGUGAGUUGGGAAUGGACAAAAAGUCCGUCCGAUCAAGAUAAAGCUGUUGACAUGCAGAACACAAGGAAUCCAUAUUUACAACUGUCUAACUUAGAAGAAGGAAUGUAUACAUUUGUUUUGAAAGUUACGGAUAAUUCUGGACAAUCUUCAUCAGCAGAAGUGCACGUUUUUGUAAAACCACCUACUAACAAACCUCCAGUUGCCAAUGCUGGAACAGAUAUUGUUGUAUCUUUACCUCAAAACACAGCUCUAUUGGAUGGAUCUCAGAGUUCUGAUGAUAUCAAACUCAAAGCAUUCCAGUGGGAUCAAUUAAGUGGGCCUAAUAAAGCUGUUUUCUCCAAUGCCAAUGAGUCUCGUACAAAUGUCAGUGAAUUGACAAAAGGUCAAUACGAGUUUCAGUUGACUGUUACUGAUGAAAACAACAACAAAGCUAGUGAUUCUGUGUUGGUAACAGUUACUCAGAAUAAAAAUGCUCCUCCGAAAGCGAAUGGGGGAGGUGACCAAACUAUUAUCCUGCCUAUCAGUGUUGUGAAGUUGAAUGGAUCGCAGUCAAGUGACGACCUGGGAAUAGUUCAGUGGUUGUGGACAAGAGAACCUAAUAGUCUCGCGCUGGGUAAAGUGAUUGGAGAAACAGAUCGAACUUCUAUACUCAUGCUGACAGCAAUGCUGUUCCUGGCCGCUACAUUUUUCGCUCUCGAGUGACUGAUGACCAAGGGCUCCUUUGACGAGGACACAGUGUCAUCAUAGUGAAGGCAGACCACACCUAAUGGAUUCGUUGAGCUGGUUUUUGAACGUGGAGCGCAGAGGUUGUCCAAGGCCUAAGAAGACUCGCUAGAAGCAACUCUCUCUUUUACUGAGGGAGGAGGCGAUUAUCCACGUGAGGGAGAAUGCGCAUUGAAAGACCAACUGGCCGAGCUGUGAUUGUUUUCUACGUGGAAGCUCGUGACACUCACCAUAUUGCCAGGCCUGCGUUGUUGCACGUCUGAAGGAAAAAGCUGACUCGAGAUUCAGGUCUCUGGAAUGUCUGUUGCUAGCAAUCAGACUGCAGUGUGCCAGAACAACUGUUCAGGCCAUGGUGUUUGUGAUCAAGCGACACGACAGUGCCUCUGUGAAGCCUUUUGGAUGCAGGACUUAAUCGCAAAGCAUUUGGGAAGUGGUGACUCCAAUUGUGAUUGGAGUAUUCUGUACGUGGUAAUUGUGCUGUUUACGGGCGUUGUGCUAAUAGUUGGAGGAGGCUGGGGCAUUAUUUGUUUGUGCCAAAGAGCAUGCACACGUCGCCCAAGGAAAAGACAGAAGUAUGCUUUGUUGGGAGAUGAUGGUGAAGAUGACGCUAUGAUACCUAGAGUAUCUCAAGGCAAAAUAAUGCUGUCCGAUACAGAUUCGGACUCUGAGUCUGUACUGUAUGAAAGUGGCAAAUGUAAGCUGAAUGGAGAGUCUCGAAAUGGCCAUGGCAAACCACGCAAUGGCUUCGUAAAAUCAGGUCGCAGGAUUAAAACAUGAGAAGAUCAAGAAAAGAGCGGAUGUCAAAGGGACAUAUAUUGAUGCCUGAAGAGACGAAUUUUGUGUCCAGUAAGUAUGUAAAAAGUAUCGUCAGAGUGAAUGAAUUUAGAACAGGGUGAUUAUAUAUUGUAUUAUAUGCUAUCAUAUUAUAUAUCAUGUUGGGCGUGUAUUGAUUAUAUUUUCAGUACACUUUGUUGAUUGUUUCUAGCCAUACAAUCAACAAUUUGCUAAUUGAAUAUUUCAAAUGCUGCUAUACAAUUCUAGCCUCAGACCUGAGAUACUGUUAGGUGACACAGAACAACUGUAAUAUAUAAUGUUUUUAAUUUAUUUACCAUAAUACUUAAUUUUACUUUCCCCAUCAUAUUUUCCAUUUUCUCACAAAUAUUGCUGAACUGAAGUUGUAUAUUGACAGUUGCAGGUGAUUUUGACUAGAGGUAAUUUUUGUGUUGAAUUGGGUUUUGAUGUUCACAACUAGAUGCAAUACACCUACUUCGUUGCUUUUCUUUCCAUGACAUAACUGAGGAAGUAAUGAAUUUUUAAAAACUGGGAUGCUAACUGAUUUUGUUGAUAUAUUCUUCCAAAGAGAAUUAAAGGGGUCUUUUCUUUCAAGUUAAUUUCAUUCUGUGAAUGAGGAAGUAAAGACUUGAUGUACGUUUUGAAUUUUUUUACGUAUGUUGGUGGGAAGAAAUUUAGACUACUAUUUGCAAAGAAUGAGUGUGUUGUGAUGCAUUGUGGUGAUCUGGUAAUUCUGAAAGAAAAAAUAUUGAAGACCAAAACUGUUUUUUAAUGUAUAUGGUACUGUUGUUGUCUUUUAAUGAAGUUGAAACAUAUGAUGCAUACCAUUUAACAGCAGCUAUUUUAUACACAUAUAAUAGUAUGUGUCUCAUUUUUCAUGGAUUUAAUUUUUGACUAUUUAUGUAGCCAUGAUAAUAAAACAUGGCAAUAAUCAACGACAUCGAUAUAACCAGUAAUAUAUGUUAAACACAUUCUAUGGACCAUAGUACUUACAUUUGAAAUGUUUGUAUUGUAGUAGCAUUUGCUUAAUGACUGGUCUGAUAUUAUUUCUUACUUUUUGUACAUACAUGUACGUUAAUGAUUCUUUUUGUACUUAGCGAUGCCUAGAGCUUUUUUUUUCUUUUCUUAGAGUGUUUAGAAAUUUUAAAAAGUUUCCUCUGAUACAUUUUCAGUAUUUGGAUGUAAAAACUUGUCAUGUGCAUGAUUUUGCCAAGUAUAUGUUAUUGAAAUACAUAAUUUUUGAUUUAGUUGUAGAAAUGCCAUUUAAUAGUAUCGUAAGAAUAUUUUGUCACAUCACUACUUACCUUUUAUAAAUAUGUAUUUUACAGUAUAUAUAUAUUUAUGUGUUGCACAUGUAGUAUGCUCUAAAGCUUUUCAUAUUAACAUGAAAUCCUUGGUGUAAACAGAAUGUGAAAUAGUAUCCACCUUUGUCAAAUGUUUAAUGUCUAGUCAUUUAAGUUACUGUGAACAAUGUAGAGUUACUAAUGAGAAUAUGGCAAGAGUUGCCACUUGGAGCAGAAAGAAUAGAAAAAGAGAAAUAAUAUUUGCAAAGAAACUGAAUGUUAUAAAACAACACCUGUACGUGAGGUUUUUGAGAAUUUUACAAAUGCUUUGGCCUAGUGACUUGCAAUUGUUUUUUCUAUAUUUUUUUACAAGUCUUGCAUUUGUGAUGUUUAUUAUGAUCAGUAUUGAUGUAAAAAAUGUAUUCCAUAAACAUUUGAUUUCCUGGCAUUCAGAGACUAUUUUGUAAAACACUGUUGGAGAAUAAAAUGUAUUUCUUGUUGCUGCAGA